This is a messenger RNA of Lachnellula hyalina, 1686 nucleotides long. RefSeq names its product Caffeine resistance protein. NCBI's taxonomy places the organism in Eukaryota, Fungi, Ascomycota, Leotiomycetes, Helotiales, Lachnaceae. Gene Ontology annotation, molecular function: fluconazole transmembrane transporter activity. The transcript has 5 exons. The record is from RefSeq and is a predicted model, not a curated record. Gene Ontology annotation, biological process: xenobiotic detoxification by transmembrane export across the plasma membrane. Bases 1 to 1686 code for a protein of 561 amino acids.
AUGACUUCCAUCUUGCGAGAUACGCAGGCUGGUCUCCUUAUACGCUUUCUUUCGGGCAAUAAGCUUCUGCGAUAUCCAGAUGAGAUCGAUCCUUCGCUGUGGAAGAAGUUCCAAAAGGAACAUCUCGGCGACUCUGACACACCAGAAAAUGCCAAUUUGGAGAAAACGGAAUCCAAGAGCUCAGGAGCUGCCACCACAACUGUAACAGACACGGCCACCCCUCCACAGAAUCAUGAUUCGCAAGAGUUGAAAGACAAUCACAGUGCUGAAGCUGGUAAAGAUGAAUUUUUGGUAGACUGGUACGGCCCAGACGAUGGCGAGAACCCCCAAAAUUGGUCUCGCACACAAAAGCUUCUAGUCGCUACCCAAAUAUGUUUGCUCAACUGGUCCGUCUACAUGGCAAGCUCUAUCUACGCCCCGGCAGAGAUAAGUGCUAUGGCGGACUUUCAUUCAUCGGAGAUAGUCGCAACUCUUGGGCUUUCUCUCUUUACACUUGGGUACGGUAUCGGUCCAAUGUUAUGGUCCCCCAUGUCUGAGAUGCCUCGAUUCGGGCGUAGCGGAAUAUACUUCUGGACACUCCUUUUCUUUGUCUUAUUUCAACUUCCGACUGGUUACGCUGUCAAUAUGGCCAUGUUCCUCGUCUUCCGAUUCAUCACCGGCGUCUUUGGCAGCCCUACACUCUCGACAGGCGGAGCAACCAUGAUGGAUAUGUAUGAUAUGGGUGCUGCCUCGAUCGCAAUCCCAAUUUGGGGUGCGUUUGCGAUCAUUAGUCCAUGCCUGGGACCUGUACUGGGCGGCUUUGUGAGCCCGGUCAAGGGCUGGAGCUGGAGCAUCUGGAUGAUUGUCUGGCUCACGACGUUCGUCCUCGUCACUAUGUUCUUUUUUAAUCCGGAAACCAGCGCUGCCAAUAUCUUAUACCGACGAGCAGCCAGACGUCGACAAGCCACUGGAGACCCACGCUUCAAAAGCCAGUCGGAAAUAGAUGCCGCAACUCACACUCUCAAAGACGAUAUGAUAGUGCUGGGCAGAGCUUUCUCCCUCAUCUUUACCGAGCCGAUUGUCUUUGUUAUGGACCUCUAUGUAGCGUUGAUUUACGGAGUACUGUUCAUCUGGUUUGAAUCCUUCCCUCUAGUCUUUGGAGGUGUCUAUCAUUUCAACCUAGGUGAACAAGGUCUCGCUUUCUUCGGCAUCCUCGUCGGAACUACAAUCACAGUGAUUGCCUACUGUCUCUGGGUCAUAUACAUAUUGAUACCCAAAUUCUCGGAUCCUACGUUCAAGCCAGAAGUGGUCUUGCCACCUGUUUGGUUCGGGUCCCUCUCUCUCCCCAUCUGCUUAUUUUUCUAUGGAUGGACUGCCCGCGCAAGCAUACAUUGGAUCGUUCCAAUCAUUGCAACGACCUUAUUUGGGGUUCCUCUCGUCGUCGUCUUCCAGUCUUGUCUGAAUUAUCUCGCCAUCUCAUACCCGACGUAUGCAGCUUCCAUCUUCGCAGGCAAUGGACUCUUCCGCUCCAUAUUUGGUGCCAUCUUUCCACUUUUUGCACGACAAUUGUUUCGGGGACUAGGGAUCGGUGGGGGCAACUCUCUCUUGGGAGGGAUUUCGAUUUGCUUUAUUCCCAUUCCGUUUCUGCUGUACUAUCGUGGCGUUAAGAUCCGGCAUGCGAGCAAGAAUGCACGACACGAUAUUUGA